Messenger RNA from Gopherus flavomarginatus (Mexican gopher tortoise), 1448 nucleotides. Its product is annotated as survival motor neuron protein-like. Gene Ontology annotation, biological process: mRNA processing. Gene Ontology annotation, cellular component: nucleus; cytoplasm. Gene Ontology annotation, molecular function: RNA binding. The record is from RefSeq and is a predicted model, not a curated record. NCBI's taxonomy places the organism in Eukaryota, Metazoa, Chordata, Testudines, Testudinidae. Bases 115 to 1149 code for a protein of 344 amino acids. The transcript has 10 exons.
AGGGAGCCUUGAGAUAGCUGCAUGCAUGCACGAACUUUUUGGAAGAAAUGGUGGGCUGGGGGCAGGCUGCUCCUGCCCUGAGAUGGUGCAUUAGGGGUGCAGGCUUGGAUUGCAAUGGCUGAGUGCGCGGGGGAGAUAGUGUAUCAGAAGGAGGGGCAGCAGAUUGCAGACUGUGCCGCGUCCGACGACCACGCUCUGAUCCUCUCCUACGACCGAGCUGUCCGCUCCUAUAAGGACACUCUGGGAGCUGGUGACAAGGACCAGGCAUCCAAGAGCUCUGAGUCCUCAGCCUCCAGCGAGGCCGAGAGCGAGGGAGAUGAGGAGGAGGAGAAGAAAGAGGAGGAAGGCUCCCAGUGGAAGGUGGGUGACGCCUGCUGCGCUGUCUGGUCCGGAGACGGGCUGCUCUACCCGGCUCGCGUCGUCUCCCUGAGCGAGGAGUGGGAUGCCUGUGAGGUGGAGUAUGAGCGCUACGGCAAUCGGGAGGAACAGAGGCUGCGGGACCUGUUGCCCCCCGACAGGAGCCCAGACGACUUGCUGGAGCCCCGGAGAACGUGGAAGGCGGGUGACGCCUGCAGCGCCAUCUGGUCGGAGGACGGGCUGCUCUACCCAGCCAUGGUGCGAUCGGUGGACGCCGCGGCGGGGAUGUGCCUGGUGGAGUUUGUCGGCUACGGUAACAAGGAACAGCAGGCGCUGGAGGAGCUGCUGCCCCCGUGCGGGGCCGUGGAUGGGGACCUGGACAGCUGGAGGGCUGAAGUGGUCCCCCCCCGAGUGCCCAGGGGACGCAGCCCCAGCUUCCCCCACGAGCCGCCCCACAGCUGGAAGAGGCAGAACAGGAAAGGGGAGUGGGCACAUUACUUCCCCCCGCCGCCCAAGAGCAGCUCCUGGUGGCCUGGUCCCUUGCUGUCCUUCGGCCCCCCGCCCCGCAGAUCUGCCUGCCCCCCGGUCGUCCCUCCCCCCCCGCCACUGCUGCUGGACUCACUGUGCGCAGAAGAUGAUGAGGGGGGGCCCCUGGCCUGCAUGCUCCUGGCCUGGUACAUGAGCGGGUACCACACUGGCUUCUACAUGGGACUCAGACAAGGCCGGGCGGAGGCGGCGACCCCCCGUCCAAAGCAGGGACCACGGUGGAAGAAGUCGUCCCCGCGCUGUUAGGGGCAGCUGGGUCUGGCUCCUUGCUCCCCCCCGCGGCAGGCUUGAGGCAGUGGCCCCGUCGGCCAGAGGUCUCCGCGCUGGCACCGGCGCUCGUGCUUCGAGGACUGGGACUCUGCAGUGCUGGAUACCAGCUGGCCGUGCACCCCGGGGAGGGAGAGGACGGAAGCAGCCUUCGUCCCGUGCUGGCUCCGAGCCCGGCUGGAGUCCAGGGGGUGGAGGCAUCGCUCCCCAGCGGCAGGCGUGCGCAGGCGGGAUGGCUGCGGCCCGUCAGCAGUUUCCAAUAAAAGGUGUUUGUCAGA